Messenger RNA from Penicillium canescens, 1443 nucleotides. RefSeq lists its product as uncharacterized. The transcript is spliced from 6 exons. The record is from RefSeq and is a predicted model, not a curated record. Lineage: Eukaryota; Fungi; Ascomycota; Eurotiomycetes; Eurotiales; Aspergillaceae. Gene Ontology annotation, cellular component: membrane. Gene Ontology annotation, biological process: transmembrane transport. The coding region runs from base 1 to 1443 and encodes 480 amino acids. Gene Ontology annotation, molecular function: transmembrane transporter activity.
AUGAAAGACACCUACACCGAAGCUCACAUCGAGGACACGGAGAAAGGCGCGCUCCAACAUGCGGAUGUCAUUGCUUCCUUCAGUCCAAGUGAGCAGAAGAAGCUCAUUCGGCGGAUUGAUGCUCGCCUGGUGAUUACGCUGGGAUGCCUUUACUGCGUCAGCUUGCUGGAUCGGACUAAUCUUGGGGCUGCUUCUGUUGCUGGAAUGCAGGGCGACCUGAACAUGAACGCUUCCAAUAACGGCUACAGCAUCACAUCUCUGGUAUUCUUCAUCACAUACACCGUUUUCCAGAUCCCCGCUACGGUCAUCAUCCGGAAAGUCGGGCCCCGACUGUUCAUUGCGAGCAUUGUGCUCGUCUGGGGAGCUGUCAUGAUUAGCUUUGGCUUCGUCCCAAAUUGGCAAACCAUGGCUGGUCUACGCAUCAUUCUAGGCGCUCUAGAGGCUGGAAUGUAUCCCGGCAGCGUCUACCUUCUCAGUACCUGGUAUCCCCGCUACGAGCUCCAGAAGCGCAAUGCCACAUUCUACCUAAUUGGAAGCACGGCCUCAGGAUUCGGCGGUAUCCUAGCUUAUGGGUUAAUGCAAAUGGAUGGAAUAGCCGGGAAAUCUGGUUGGGAAUGGAUCUUUAUUAUCGAAGGCCUCCUGACUUGCGUCCUCGGAAUUGGCUCGUACAUCUUCCUAGUUGACUUCCCAGAGCAAUCCCCGAAAUCCUGGAAAUUUCUUAACGAAACCGAAGCAUCGUUCGUUAUUGCCCAGAUUGAAAAUGACAGAGCAGAUGCUAUUGUGGAACCCUUCUCCAUGGGAAAAUACCUCGCCAAUGGCAAAGACAGCAAAGUCUGGGCUUAUGCGGCCCUCUAUAUGCUUACAACUACAAACAGUUACUCCAUUGCCUAUUUCCUCCCUAUAAUCCUGGAGAAGAGUAUGCAUUUCUCCGUGGCAAAGGCCCAGUGCCUUGUUGCGCCGCCAUAUGUUGCUGCCGCGAUCGUUAUGUAUAUCCAGGCUGUUUACUCUGAUAAAUGGCGUUUGCGUGGUCCGGUUGUUGCUGGAAACGCGCUUAUGGGUUUGCUUGGACUUGGUUUGUUGGGGUAUCUUGAGCACCCGGCGCCUAGGUAUUUUGGGGUUUUCUUGGCUACUAUUGCUGCAAACGCAAAUUGUCCAGCUUUAGUGUCGUGGCAGAGCAACAAUAUCCGCGGACAAUGGAAGCGAGCCUUUACAUCCGCUACGCUGAUCGGCGGAGGAAGUAUUGGAGGAAUCAUUGGAACAACAGUAUUCCGCGCCCAAGAUGCACCCAAUUAUCGACCAGGUCUGCUCUGUACUAUGCUAGCCAAUGCAUUGGUUGUUGUAAUUGUGGGCGCAAUGACGCUGAAGUUCAAUCGGGCGAACAAGCGGGUCGCAUCUGGUGGAAAGCCAAUUGAAGGACAGAUUGGGUUCAAGUACACUUACUGA